Messenger RNA from Hibiscus syriacus, 5099 nucleotides. RefSeq names its product ATP-dependent RNA helicase DEAH11, chloroplastic-like. The record is from RefSeq and is a predicted model, not a curated record. Gene Ontology annotation, biological process: spliceosomal complex disassembly. Gene Ontology annotation, molecular function: ATP binding; zinc ion binding; RNA binding. Gene Ontology annotation, cellular component: intracellular anatomical structure; catalytic step 2 spliceosome. Lineage: Eukaryota; Viridiplantae; Streptophyta; Magnoliopsida; Malvales; Malvaceae.
ACUAUUCUUCUUCUUCUCCCUUGAACCGAAAAAAAAACAGCUGAAAUUACUUUGCCUUUCUAGAUUUUGAUUGUCUUCUCCAUGCCAUGAAGAAUUUAUCUUCAUCCUCCAACCACCGCCACCCACCGCCGUCGGGUGCCCACAAACCGUACCAUCAUCACAACAACCGCCCUAGGGACCCGAACAACCGCCGUUUUGUACCCGGUUUUCAGGCUGUCAAUAGCACACACUACCGCCGCCGUUUUCCUCCGGCUACAUCCACCGAUCUUGGUGCAGCCGGUUCAAACGUCACGCGCCCAAACUUCAUAAUUCAAUUCCUCCACGACUAUUCGCCUUCCCCUUCCGAACUCAACAACCUCCAGAUUUUGAUUUCCGAACUCAACCCGUCCCCCGAAAGUUCCAGCUUCAUCUCCACCGCAAAAAUCGCUGCUUCCCUAACGUUCCAAGAAUGGAAUCAAACCCUUUCUUCAAUUCUUCAUAUAUGGCGUUCCCGCCUUGAUGGGUCCCACCAUUCUACUCCCAUGCUUAUUCCCAACAUCAUAGUGCCCUCCGACGCGGUGGAACUCGAGCAAAACCUCAAAACCCUUUUCUCGAGCCAUGUUGCGGGAUUGAUGGGAGGGGAAUUGGUUAAGAAGUGGCAGAAGAAAAUCGACGAGAAAUCCGAUGAGAUCACUAAGUUGUCAGCACAAAUGGGCAAGAGGAAUAAUUCUGUCAGGAGGUUUUCUGAGUUGAAUGACACGAAGAAAGCUCUAAAGGCGGAGAGAUCAACGAUUUGGAAGCGGUUGGAGGAGUUUAAGGGAGGUAUGGGGAGCUUGUUGAGGUGUUUGGAAGAUGGGGUAAUAAUAGGGAAUGAGGAUGAGGAUGAGGAUGAAGGCGUGGAGGUUUUCAGGGUUGAAGGAGAGAUUGAUUGGAAGAGGAUUCAUCAGCUGAUUUUGUGGGAAUGUAGGAGGUUGGAAGAUGGUUUGCCCAUUUAUGCUUACAGGCAAAAGAUUCUUGCUAGAAUACAUUAUGAACAGGUCAUGGUGUUGAUUGGAGAGACUGGUUCAGGAAAGAGCACCCAGCUGGUUCAGUUUCUUUCUGAUUCAGGAAUCGCUGCAAAUGAGUCAAUUGUAUGUACACAGCCACGAAAGAUUGCUGCCAUCUCAUUAGCAAAAAGAGUCAGAGAAGAAAGCAUUGGGUGCUACAAUUAUAAUUCGGUCACUUGUUAUCCAACAUUUUCAUCUGCUCAGCAGUUUGAUUCGAAGGUAAUCUAUAUGACCGACCACUGCUUACUGCAGCAUUAUAUGAAUGAUAGGAAUUUGUCAGGGAUUUCUUGCAUCAUUGUUGAUGUGGCCCAUGAACGAAGUUUGAAUACUGAUCUUCUUUUGGCUUUGCUUAAAGAUUUGCUUGGCAGAAGAGUUGAUCUAAGGCUUGUUAUAAUGUCUGCAACAGCUAAUGCAAAUCAACUGUCAGACUACUUUUUUAGGUGUGGCAUCCUUCAUUUGGAGGGGAGAAAUUUUCCUGUUCAUAUUAAAUAUGUUCCUCAUGCAACGGAGGGAACUUCUGGUCUUGGUAUGGUCCCUACAUAUGUUUCUGAUGUCUUGAAGAUGGCUGCUGAGGUUCACAAAACUGAGAAAGAAGGGAACAUUCUUUCCUUUUUAACUUCCCAAAUGGAAGUAGAAUGGGCUUGUGAUCAUUUUGAAGCUCCAAAUGUGGUUGUAUCUGGAAAGCUAUCCUUUGAAGAGCAAUGUAAUGUUUUCCAGAACGACCCUGGGAAAAGAAAAAUUGUAUUUGCGACAAAUAUUGCAGAGACAUCGCUCACAAUUCCUGGUAUCAAGUAUGUGAUUGAUUCUGGUAUGGUCAAGGAGAGUAAAUUUGAACCUGGCACUGGAAUGAACGUUCUCAAAGUCUGUUGGAUCAGCCAGAGUUCUGCCAAUCAACGAGAUGGUCGUGCUGGGAGGACAGAACCGGGAAGUUGUUACAGACUAUACACAGCAAGUGAUUUUGUUAUGGCAAAUGCCAGUAGUAUAUUUUGCAGGGUGGACAGUGAUGAUGAUAAAGCGAAAGCUGAUUGUCUUAAGGUGCAAUUUUGCCAUCGGAAUGGUGAUCUCUUUACUCUGCUCUCUGUGUACAAAGAAUGGGAAGCUCUCCCUUGCGACAGGAAAAAUAAAUGGUGCUGGGAAAACAGCAUAAAUGCAAAAUCAAUGCGUAGAUGCCAAGAUACAGUCUUCGAAUUGGAAACUUGUCUGAAAAAGGAGUUUGCUGUUAUUAUUCCAAGUUACUUAAUAUGGGAUCCUCAUAAGUCUACUGAGCAUGAUAAAAUUUUGAAGGCGAUUAUACUUUCUUCCCUGGCCGAAAAUGUAGCCAUGUAUUCUGGACAUGACAAACUUGGUUAUGAAGUGGCAUUGACCAGGCAACAUGUUCAACUGCAUCCUUAAUGUUCAUUACUGAUAUUUGGUGAGAAGCCAAGUUGGGUUGUCUUCGGUGAACUCUUAUCUGUCAAUAAUCGGUAUUUGGUCUGUGUAACUGCUAUUGAUUUUGUCUUGGCUACUCUGGAUCCUCCUCCCUUGUUUGAUGCCUCUAUGAUGGAAAGCCGGAGGUUGCAAGUGAAGGCACUGACUGGUUUUGGUAGUACACUAUUAAAAAAAUUAUGUGGGAAAUCUAACCACAAUCUUCGGUGUCUUUUAUCACGGAUUAGGACUGCUUGUAUGAAUGAACAGGUUGGUGUUGAAGUCAAUGUUGACCAGAAUGAGAUUCUGCUGUUUGCUUCGUCAGUGGACAUGCAGAAGGUUCUGGACUUCGUAACUGAGGCGGUGGAAUGUGAAAAGAAAUGGUUGCUUAAUGAAUGCAUGGAGAAACCUUUAUUUCAUGGACGGAGAGCAUCACCAUCUAUGGCACUUUUUGGAGCUGGUGCUGAGAUUAAGCAUCUUGAACUUGAUAAAAGAUAUUUGUUCGUUGAUGUAUUCCAUUCAAAUGUUUGUACCUUCUAUGAUAAGGAGCUUUUGACGUUCUUUGAGGAUUAUUCUAAUGGCAGUAUUUGCUCGGUCCAUAAAUCUCAAGCCAGUGGGAAGGAAACAGAUGAAAAGGAAAAAUGGGGCAAGAUAACGUUCCUAACUCCUGACACUGCCAGAAAAGCUGCUAAGCUGGAUGGGUUCAACUUUGCUGGCUCUGCACUGAAGGUACUUCCUUCACAGACAUCCUUUGGGGGUGAUCAUAAGAUGUUCUCUUUCCCUGCAGUCAAAGCAAAAGUUCAUUGGCCUCGUAGGGUCAGUAAAGGGUUUGGAAUCAUUAAAUGUGAUCUCGUUGAUGUUGGGUCCAUUUUGGAUGAUUUCUCUUCUCUAAUAAUAGCAGAUAAAUAUGUUCGUUGUGAAGUUAGCAGGAAAUGUAAUGAUUCUAUUAUGAUAUAUGGAAUCGGUAAAGAUCUUUCUGAAGCUGAAAUUUGGGAUAUACUAUGUUUGGCAACGGAAAGGAAAAUCCAUGAUUUUUUUUCUCAUGAGAGGAGUGCUGUGGAAAAUCCAACAUGUGAUGCCUGUGAGGAGGCACUACUCAGAGAAAUAUCACCCUUUAUGCCUAAAGGGAAUCCCCAUACUAACUGUUGUCAGGUUCAGGUUUUAAAGCCUGAACCAAGGGAGACUUUUAUGAAAGCACUGAUCACCUUUGAUGGAAGAUUACAUUUGGAGGCCGCAAAAGCUUUAGAACAGCUAGAGGGUAAAGUAUUACCUGGAUGUCUUUCAUGGCAAAAGAUAAGAUGCCAGCAACUGUUUCACAGUUCUAUAUCCUGCUCUUCUUCUGUCUAUGCCGUUAUUAAGAAGCAGCUCAACUCUUUGCUAGAAAGUUUCAGACAUGUAAAAGGUUGCUUCCUGGAGGAAAAUGAAAACGGUUCCUGUCGGGUUAGAAUAUCUGCUAAUGCCACCAAAACUGUGGCAGAGUUGAGAAGGCCAGUGGAAGAGCUAAUGAACGGAAGUACCGUAAAACAUGCCAGCCUCACUCCUUCCAUAUUGCAGCACCUGUUCGCUAGAGAUGAACGAGAGACGAGAACCUACAUAUUUUUUGACCGGCAUAGUCUCAAUGUGAGAAUCUUCGGCUCUUCUUAUGAUGCUUCUGUAGCCCAGCAAAAAUUGAUUCAAUCCCUUUUGUCCCACCACAACAGCAAGCAGCUUGAGGUCCGACUUCGUAGUCGGGGUCUGCCUCCUGAUAUGACGAAGGAAAUGGUUAAGAAGUUUGGGCCAGACCUUCAUGGGCUCAAAGAGAAGAUACCCGGGGCUGAAUUUACGCUUAAUACCUGGCAUCAUAUUAUUUUGAUUCGUGGUGACAAAGAGAUGAAGCAAAAGGUAGAAGAAAUCGUCCUUGAGAUUGCUAAGGCAGGCAGAGAUUUUGCUGAGAGAUCUGACAGUGAAGUCACCUGUUCCAUUUGCUUGUGUGAAGUAGAAGAUGGCUACCGGCUUGAAGGGUCUUCACAUCUCUUUUGUCGUUUGUGUUUGUUGGAGCAAUGCGAAUCCGCCAUUAGAUACUCGGGUAGUUUUCCUGUAUGCUGUGCUAGCCAAUAUUGUAAAGCUCCCAUUUUGCUUACUGAUUUGAAGUCUCUGCUGUCAACCGAGAAGUUAGAGGAACUCUUUAGGGCUUCUUUGGGUGCAUUUGUUGCAUCCAGUGGGGGUGCCUUUCGGUUUUGCCCUUCUCCUGAUUGCCUCUCUGUUUAUCGUGUUGCUGAUCCCGACACUUCGGGUGAGCCAUUUGUCUGCGGAGCAUGUUAUGCCGAGACUUGUACUAGGUGCCAUCUGGAAUAUCAUCCCUAUCUGUCAUGUGAGAAGUACCGAGAGUUCAAGGAAGACCCCGAUUCUUCUUUGAAGGAGUGGUGCAAGGGGAAAGAUCAGGUAAAAACUUGCCCCGUAUGCGGAUAUAUAAUCGAGAAGACCGAUGGAUGUAACCACGUCGAUAAGUGCGGGAGGCAUGUUUGCUGGGUAUGUUUAGAGUUCUUUAGCAGCAGUGAUAAUUGUUAUAGCCAUUUGAGAGCUGUCCACAUGGCCAUCACCUAGUUUUUAAAUUAUUGCUUACAUUUCGACAAUCAUCCGUGUAAGUAUGUGUAUAUAGUUUCAAGGGUUUACAUUAAACGUGUUAAUAGG